CUCGUCAAUCCACCAUCACCACCAACAUCACAUAUCCAACUUCGCAAUCAUGUCUGCCCUCAGUGGCAGGCUGAUGCGUAUCAGCAGAACCACUGCAAGUCCUCUGCGCACACCGACACCCUCUGCAGCCAUCCCUCGCGCCUCUACUCUCAUGUCAGCUUCGAGACCGCGAUUGCACCUCGUCCAUCACCACCGACUGACCAACAAUGCCAAUGUUGGGCUCAGAGGCAUGCACGUCAGAGCACUCAGCUUCAGUACCCUAGGCAGGGCAGCUUUGAGAGGAUUGCGUCUGCCUGUAUUCGCUGGUACCGCAGCACUUGGCACCGCAGCGGGCACUCUGGCUAUGGCCAAUCGUACGGCAGAUCGCUUCACCUCCUUCGUUGGGGACGCGUUCGAGUCUGCUUCUGAGGCGGCAUCAGACAUCGCCGGCAGCCUGGGAAACGCUCGUGACCGCAUGGCGUCUGCCUCCUCGCAGGCGUACGAGGACAUGCAGAACUCGGCUUUCCUUCGAUCGUUCAAGGGCUUCUUCUCCGGAGAAGAUCGAGCCUCCUCAUCGUCCCACGACAGUGAGCACGGCGAUAGUGGCAGCCAAGGCGGAGGAGGUGGUGGCGGUAACAAUGCAGCCGCCGCCGCCCUCGCUGCGGGCAUCUUUGGAGGCAGCAACGUUGCGGCUGAAGGCGAAGGCAAAGAGGUAGACGACGACGAGACGAUUCCUUCUGGACUUCCAUCCAGCACCCGCGAGCUCAUGAUGCUCACUCGCAAGCUCAUCGAAGUCCGCAAUAUCCUCAAGACCGUCGACCACGAGAGCGACUCCCUCACUCUCCCCAGCAUCGUCGUCAUCGGCUCACAAAGCAGCGGCAAAUCCUCGGUUCUUGAGGCCAUUGUAGGUCACGAGUUCCUUCCCAAGGGCAGCAACAUGGUCACCCGCCGUCCCAUCGAGCUCACCUUGAUCCACACGCCCAAGUCGACCGCCAAUGGGGGCAAAACACCUGUAGAGUACGGCGAGUUCCCUGGAAUGGGGACGGGCAGAAUCACCGACUUUGGACAGAUCCAGAAGACGCUCUUCGAUUUGAACAUGGCGGUCCCUGCCGAAGAGUGUGUGAGCGACUCCCCCAUCGAGCUUAGGAUCCACAGCCCACACGUGCCAGACUUGACCAUGAUCGACUUGCCGGGCUACGUGCAGAUCAGCUCCAUGGAUCAACCCGAGCAGCUGCGCGAGAAGAUCAGCGGGCUAUGCGAAAAGUACAUCCAAGAGCCAAACAUCAUCCUGGCCGUGUGCGCCGCGGAUGUCGAUCUGGCCAACUCGCCCGCCCUACGCGCAAGUCGUAAAGUCGACCCACUUGGUCUGCGCACGAUUGGCGUUAUCACGAAGAUGGACCUUGUCGCUCCCGAGAUCGGCAGUGGGUUGCUCAGCAAUAACAAGUACCCAUUGGCGCUCGGUUAUGUGGGCGUGGUUUGUAAGACGGGCAUGCUGAGUCGCUUCAGAUCUGGAGGGCAUGAUGCGCAUGGUGAAGGGAAUAUCGGCUCAUCGGUAACCAAGCAGGAGAAUGACUUCUUCAGUGCCAACCGAGAGCAUUUCAAGGCGCCGACCAGGGGAAGGAAUGCAGGGGUGGAACCAAUGACGGGGACGGAUACCUUGAGGAGAAGAUUGAUGAGCGUGUUGGAAGAGAGCAUGGGCUCCUCCCUGCACACAAUCGCAAACGCCGUCCGCAUGGAGCUGGAAGAGGCUUCCUACCAGUUCAAAGUCCAAUAUAACGAUCGAGCCAUCUCUGCCGAGUCCUACGUAGCGGAAACGAUGGACUCCCUCAAGCUACGCUUCAAGGACUUCGCGACUCACUUUGGCAAGCCCGAGGUGAGGCAGCUACUCAAGCAAGCGCUGGACGACAAGGUCAUGGAUAUCUUGGCUCAACUGUAUUGGACUGACCCGCGGGUCAAGGAGCUCGGGCAGCUGGCGGAUGAUAGAAAGAUCACGCCGGAGACGCUCGACAGGUACUGGCAGCACAAACUCGACGCCAGCUCUUCUGCUCUCACAAAGUCCGGCGUGGGAAGGGCGAGCACGCAGCUCGUGGUGGACGCGAUUCGCACGCAGAUCGAGCACUUGGCGCAGACGGAGCCUUUCAAUCACCACCCUGAGGCGGCGGAGCGGAUUCUCGCAUUCAGCUCUGCUAUCCUCCGUGAGCGUUUCGGUCUUACAGCGGACCAGGUGGAGAAUUGCGUCAAGCCUUUCAAGUAUGAGGUCGAAGUCGAGCCUCGCGAGUGGGAGGCGGGAAGGGGACGCUCCGUCGCCCUUGUGGAACGCGAGCUUGCGAUGUGCGACGAUGCUCUGAGCCGGCUGAAGAAGGCCAUCGGCGGGCGAAGACUCAAGGGAGCGAUGGAGUACGUCGCUGAGCUCGAGGAGCGAGACCGAAGAAGAGCGGCCGCGAGGCUGAAGGCGGUUCGCGAGGCCCGGGAAGGAGGCAGCGAACAGCAAGCCGAGCAGCCGCAGCAGGACGACGACCAGUCCGACCCGCUACGUCCAGACUACAACUCGGCCCUCCUCAUCAAAGCGCGUGAAGCCCGCUUCCUGCAGAACAGGUCCGACGUCCUCCAAGCCCGUAUGCGCUCUCUCCAGUCCAAACGCUGCAAGACCUCACCCGACAGCAAAGCCUUCUGCCCCGAGGCUUUCCUCAACGUCGUUGCAGACAAGCUCACCUAUACCGCCGUCCUCUUCAUCAACAUUGAGCUCGUCUCGGAGUUCCUGUACCAAUUCCCGAGGGAGAUCGACUCUCGCCUGGUCUAUGACUUACAGAGGGAGGAUCUGCUCAAGUUUGCACGGGAAAAUCCGGGCGUGAGGCGGCAUUUGGAUCUGCAGAGUAGGAAGGAGAAGCUUGGUGAAGCGAUGGGGAAAUUGGAGGCGCUGCAGGCUAUUUACGAGGAGAGGGGUGGGAAUGCGAGAGGUGGGGGAAAGGACAAGGGUGGGUCGAGUUGGAAGUUCUUCUGAGGGCGUGACAGUGUACGAUAUGACUGCGAUCGCACUUCAAGAGGAUUGCGACUUGUCUUGGAAUCAGACGAUACCAUCACUUUCCUAGUCGUUGUUGCCGCCUCUUCAUUGAGGGCCACGGCCUUUUUCAAGUGGCCCAAGCGCAGGCGGCGAGCGGUCGAGGGCGGCUUCAAUUUGCAAUGCA
Molecule: messenger RNA, 3164 nt
Organism: Jaminaea rosea
Lineage: Eukaryota; Fungi; Basidiomycota; Exobasidiomycetes; Microstromatales
Exons: 4
Coding region: 50-2980 (976 amino acids)
Cellular component (GO): microtubule; cytoplasm; membrane
Molecular function (GO): GTPase activity; GTP binding; microtubule binding
Source: RefSeq, a predicted model, not a curated record